Alosa sapidissima (American shad) is the source of this 5782-nucleotide messenger RNA. RefSeq names its product RNA binding motif protein 26 (gene rbm26). Gene Ontology annotation, molecular function: RNA binding; metal ion binding. The coding region runs from base 213 to 3281 and encodes 1022 amino acids. The record is from RefSeq and is a predicted model, not a curated record. Gene Ontology annotation, biological process: mRNA processing. Gene Ontology annotation, cellular component: nucleus. Lineage: Eukaryota; Metazoa; Chordata; Actinopteri; Clupeiformes; Clupeidae. The transcript has 24 exons.
GCCAUUUCUACAAAGUAAGAGGGGAAUAAAACCCUGAUAAAAACUGAACAGCUGAAAGAAUAUCAAAUGACUUGCCAUUAGCCCGGCAAAUUAAUGUCGGAAGCUUAACGCCUGUAAUUACCUUGCUCUAUUCUCCAGUUCAGACACUCAAGUUAUUGCUGAGAUUGUUUCAGCCCCGAAGACCUGGAGAUAAUUAGUGAUAUAUCUCUAAGAUGAUCAUUGAAAACUUGGAUGCCUUGAAGACGUGGCUCUCCAAAACGCUUGAACCCAUUUGUGAUGCAGACCCAUCUGCCCUUGCGAAGUAUGUUGUCGCCUUGGUAAAGAAAGAUAAAUCGGAGAAGGAAUUGAAAGCACUAUGCAACGACCAGUUGGAUGUAUUUCUACAGAAAGAGACCCAAACAUUUGUGGAUAAACUUUUUGAAGCUUUGAACUCAAAGAGUUACCUACCUCAGCCUGUCCUCGAGCAGCCUGCCUCCACGAGCCGCCCCGCCGACUCGCACCAGCGCACAGACAAGGAUGAGCCAAGGAAAGAAGAGGUGCGCAGGCCCCAGCCCAGUCGUGAGGAGGACCGAGAUAAAAAGUUCUCCAGGAGGGUGAACCACAGCCCCCAGCCUAGCCGCUACAGUCGAGACAGCAGAAGACUGGAUGACCGCAAGAAGGAUGACCGCUCCAGAAAGCGGGAGUAUGAGCGGAACUUGCCAAGGCGCGACUCGUACCGGGAGCGCUACAACCGGCGACGGGGCCGUAGCCGCUCCUACAGCCGCAGCCGCAGUCGGAGCAAAGAGCGCCCCCGCGACCGUGACCGAGACCGCGAGCGGGACCGUGACCGUGAGAGAGAGCGCGACCGCACACGCAGCCGCUCACGGUCCAGGAGUCCUGGUCGCAGUAGAGAGAGGGAUUCUGGGAAGAGCAAGUACGAGCACGAACGUGCUGAACGACCGGACACAGGGCCGGCCGAUGGUUACUCCAACCCCCCCCUGGUUCCUGGCCCCUCCUCUUCCCACUUCCCUGUGCCUACGCUCAGCAGCACCAUCACAGUCAUCGCCCCUGCCCACCAUGGCAACAACUCCACGGAGACCUGGUCUGACUUCCCUCCAGACCACCAGCUUGAUCACGCCCCCUACGCCAGAGGAGCUGUACCCCAACAGAGGAAGCGCUGCCGGGACUAUGAUGAGAAGGGCUUCUGCAUGCGGGGGGACAUGUGUCCCUUUGACCACGGCAGUGACCCUGUGGUGGUUGAGGAUGUAAACCUUCCCAGCAUCCUCCCGUUCCAGCCUCCACCUCUCCCUGGGGUGGAUGGUCCUCCCCCGCCUGGCCUGCCCCCUCCCCCACCCCUGAUGACGCCUGUCAACCUCAGGCCGCCUGUACCCCCUCCGGGUACCAUGCCACCCAGCCUCCCUCCUGUCGCAGGUCCCCCACCCCCUCUCCCAGCACUGCAGCCGUCAGGCAUGGACGCCCCUCCCAACUCAGUUACCAGCUCAGUGCCCACCAUUGUUACAUCAGGGGUGAGACCCCCCAUCACCCAGCCCCCUCCCCCUCUCUUCACCUCUGACUCCUUUGAAAUGGAUGGAUACAAUCCAGAGGCUCCCAGCAUGAGUGGCAGUAGACCCAUCUUCCGUCACCGUGUCAACCCACAGAGGUCCAAUUUGAUUGGCUUGACAAUGGGAGGGGUGGACCUAGAGCCAAGAGAGAAGAUGCCCAACAGCAACAACAUGCGCAUUGUUUUGGAAUCCGACUCUAGGAAGAGAUUAGGUGGACCUCACGAUGGGCCAGGGCCUGUCAAGAAGCCCUGGUUAGACAAGCCAAGCUACAAUAAGCCUAAUCACCAGGGCUUCCAUAAGAAGAAUCCCUUCAGCCUGGCAAACACCAAACUGGACGUACGUGUGAUCCCACCCGAGCUGAACAACAUCAGCAAACUCAACGAGCACUUCAGUAAAUUCGGCACCAUCGUUAACCUACAGGUGGCUUACAGGAAUGACUCGGAAGCGGCUCUGAUCCAGUUCUCCACCUAUGAGGAGGCCAAACGGGCCAUGCUGAGCACUGAGGCAGUCCUCAACAACCGCUUCAUCAAAGUCAACUGGCACAGAGAUGACCCCCCACCAACACACACAUCCCAAAAUAUGCAGCAGGGCAUCCAGCCUUCCCAGGAUGUCCCAGCCACCACCCCCAAACAGUCGGUCAAGGACCGCUUGGGCCCAGUGCCCGCCUGCAACUCUGAGCUACCACAGGACCCCAACACUGCCUCGCAGAAUGCAUCAAAAAUGUCCGUGAAGGAGAGGCUAGGGUUUCCUGUGAGACCUGCAGCUCCAGGAGGAAAGGUCUGCUCUCCGUCCAUGGGGCUAACAAAGACCGUCUUCAACCCAGCAGCACUCAAAACUGUCAACAAGGGAGCGUCGUACAUGGGCACGACCACUCCUGAGGAAGCACUGAAGAGAAAGCAGGAAGCCAUGAAGCUGCAGCAGGACGUGAGGAAGAAGAAGCAGGAGAUUCUGGAGAAGCACAUCGAGGCCCAGAAGCUGCUGAUCUCCAAGCUGGAGAAGAACAAGAGUAUGAAGGCGGAGGACAAGGCUCAGAUCAAGUCCACACUGACCACCCUCACUCAGAGCAUCACCAAACUCCAGGAGGAGAUCAAAGGCCUCGCCAGCCCCAGCAUGCUUAAGUGCAUCAAGAGCAAAGCCCAGGCACAGAAGGAGCUUCUGGACACAGAAAUGGACCUGUACAAGAAGACCCAGGCCGGAGAGGAUACCGCCCAGCUGAAGAUCAAAUACACACAGCUCCAACUUGAGGCGGCCAAGCGGGGGCUCUUGAGUACGGCGCGGGGCCGAGGGGCUCACGCACGGGGUCGUGGGGUUCUGAGGGGCAGGGGCCGUGGGAUCAGGGGCAGAGGGCGUGGGGGCCAGUCAGUGCACGCAGUGGUGGACCACCGGCCCCGCUCGCUCGAGAUCACUGGCUUCAGUGAUGCAGACCGCGUAGACGUUCUGCCACACUUUGCACAAUUUGGGGAGAUUGAGGAUUGCCAGAUGGAAGACUUGUGUCAGAAUGCCAUAAUCACCUACAAGACCCGUGCUGAAGCAGAGCUGGCGGCGCUGCAUGGUGUGAGGUUCAAUAACCAACUGCUGCGCCUGUCGUGGCACAAGCCGCCUGUGCCACUCACCACCAGUGACCCUGAGGAGGCCGAACCAGAGGAGGAGGAGUUCCAGGAGGACUCGCUGGCGGAUGACGUGCUGUUGCAGGAUGACGACGAGGAUGACGAUCAUGAAUCUCGCCCAUGGCGGAGAUGAGGAGGAGCAGGAACAGGAGUAGGAAGGCCCGGCAACAAGCUGCAUUGAGCUGACAUUGUUUUUAAUAGUCUACUCACAUUUCCUUUGCUGUUAUUAACUCCGUAGACCAGACAGACGUGUGCUACAGAGGUGAAUUUGGAAGGGGUGGGGGGAGAAGUGGCUGGCGGUAGAACUUUGUGUGUGAAAUUUGACUCAUGUAUAUACCACAAUGUUACUUUUUUUAAGCUGUAAAAAAGGUUUCUUUGGUGUGAAGGCUUGCUUGUUUGAAAGGAUGCAUUUUUUGUUUGUUUGUUUGUUUUUUAAAUGAAUGACUGGAUUAUUUGGGUACAUUAUGACUGACUUUGGGUGGACUGCCGACUGGUUUUUGUUAAAGCGUUUGCUAGACGUCCUGUGAUGGAAGGAGGUGCUUUAACAUAGUUUAGCAAUUAAGAGCCUCAUAGUACAGCUUUGUUGCAUUUGAUGUACAUAUUUUAUGUCUUAAAUUUUAAUGAUUUGUAUGACUAUGCUCUUGUACACUUCUGGAUUCUUGGCUUUCAUUUUGAAAUGUAAAAAAGAGAAAAUAAAGAAUUGAAAUGGUCUGAAAAAAAUCAGCUGUCAAAAAAGAUUAAAAAAAAAAAGAAAAGAAAAGGAAAAAAAACAUUUGGAGAUCACCUAUGCCUUAAAUGGCCAAAAAAGAUGAGAAAAAAAAGAAAAGAUGGAAAAGCUGAAAAAAAUAAAGACCAUUUCAACCCCCCCACCCCCAAUUCUCACAAAAAAGCAAUAUUCCAAGAUAAACUUCCACAUAUUGUGGAAUCCUACUUUACAUAUUCCUUUUCAUCCCACCUGGUGAGUAGUCUGGUAAAUUCGAGGCAUGACCUAAGGUAAGAGGCACCUGAGGUAAUAGCUGAGCCGCUUUACUGCGUGGACGUCUUUCACCUUUUUGGUCAUAAUUUAAUGUACUAUUCCAUACUUUGGUUCUUGUUAUGCAGAUGACCACAUGCAUCUUGUUUUUGUCCUUUGCUCUAUUCCUCUCCAGACAACUCUUAUGGGGAUGGUGCUGCUUUACCCGGAAACUGGAAGACUUCUCCCACAACCCAGAUGGACUGUUUGCUGUUUAUGAACUGUCUUUGUAUACUCCACUUGCUGUUGGUGGGGCCAUGGGUGUAUGGACCUUGUGGUGGCCCUUGCAUGCAAACUACUGCCCUCCAAUGAACCACAAAUCCCAGGAACCCUGGCGUCUAGGUGAAAUGAGAGCCAUAAAUCAGAGAGGCUGCUGGGAAUUGGCAUGAUGCUAAGGGCCACACAGCUGAAAUGACCCACAAUUCCACACUGUCACACCUUUCCCCUCACAGACAGAAAUCUUCAUCUGUAGCAAAGCUAAGAGGAAUUCUUGCUCUUUUGUGUCUCUGUCUUCCCCUCUGUCUUACCCUCUCAUACUCUCUUCAUUAUAUUUUGUCAGUAUGAUUUAAAUAGGAAAAACAACAUGUAUGGGAGAGCUCUGUUAGUUAUCUUAUAGCUUGUUUUAAACAUGAACAAAUUAAAGGUGCAUUCAAUUUAUUCAUUACCUGACAAGCAUUGUCUAUGUCAAAGGCCGACCACAUGAUGGUGCUGUAUGACAGUGUAGUGCAGGUGCUAACCCCUCUUUGCACCCCACAGGCCUGACGGAGCUUCCCAGGACUGGGAUUCUUCAGGGAGCCGGGUGAAGAUGGUCGGCCUUCCAAGUCCUGCUCUCAGCAAAGGACACUGCGCUGUGGCGACUUCAGCAUGUUUCAGCUGUGGCACUUUGUAAGCCUCCAUUUUCACAAACUUUGCACUUCACAAACUUUGUUGGAGCACUGACUCAUGUUUUAGUCCUGUCUGAACCAGUCUGUGGUCAUGGUGUAUUUUAAUGGCUUCAUUAAAUGAGAUGGCUUAGAAAUUAUUUUUUGUCAGGGACUCAAAGGCCUUCUCUCAGUUGAGGAGAUUGCACUGUUGCGGCAGGAUUGGUUGGUGCAUGCUUCAACUGUAACACUUAGUAAACCUCCAUUUUCUUUAGUAAACUUCCAUUUACAUUUUCUCUUCACAUUUCUAAUACAGCCAGUACUGUUAUUUUUUAACGAUAAAUAGAAGGUUGUUGGGGUUUAACUGUCAUGCACAUAAAGAGGAAAGUGACUGGACAUCAUUGAUUGGCACAGUGAUUUGCAAGGAGUUGAAUGGUUGUUUGUGACAGACUUGUAACGAAGGUUAAAGAUGGCUCUGACUGGAGGUCAGGGAUCAUCCCAGUGCUUGACCCUAGUUAGGGAUGGAGUGGAGAGGGUGAUUAGAGGAAGCACUUUGUCCUUGUUUGUUUAGAGACCAAAAUAUGGUGUCACAUUCAGUGGAGCUGUACAGUAUCUUAUUGGGGAUCUGAAGAUAGGAAUGAUUUAGAGCAUGUGUUUCCGGAAGUGAAUCAAGUGUUUUCUUGUUGAAAUCAAAUUAAAACAAGGAGACUAGCAUUUGUUUGCCUGGAUUUCAAUAGAUGUUAAUAAAAAACACAAAAUCUA